GUUUCAGUGCAUACGAGUGAUUAUUUUUAAUCGGCUAUGUGCGAGUUCAAUAUAUCGUGUAUACAGCGGUAUGUUGCCACCGCUGACGCUUUCGAUGCGCGCUGUGACCAUCGCCAUCGAUAGUUGACUGCCAUCCCUAGACUUUAGAUGGAAUGGAUUUUCGUGAAAUAAAUAAAUUGAAUUGGCGUUUAAAUCUGAAUAACAACAACAGCCUUGUCGAAUACAGCAGUGCGGUGAACAAGUACACGACUUCCGAUGUGCCGGACGAGCAUCCACAACUCCUCAGACAAAUCGAUUGUGCGACAGGGGCGACGACAAUGGGCACGAAACAAAAACAGGCACCAACAACACCAGCCUCAGUCUCUGCCUCUGCCAUAAGCGUCAAUGACGAGGGGGGCGGUGUUGGUGGUGCCGUGGGGACAGGGACUGAGACUGGGACUGGAGACUGCGCUGCAGCAGCAACAGCAGCAGUGGCGUCGCUUGAAACCGAGGGCGGCGGCGUCGUCGGUGAUAAGAUUGGAGGCGCGGCGGCCGCCUACUGCGCCUUGGAUCUGGAUGUGACCGGCUAUGGAAUGGCAGCUGCCGCCGCUGCCUUAUCGCCCACCGAUGCGGCAUUUGGUGGAGGCCUCAGCUCCAGCCGCACCUCCAUGAACAAUUCCACGGAGAAUCUGAGCUACGCCAGCGACAACUUCUACGGCGACGAUCUCAUCCUGCUCGACGACGACGAUGUGGAGGCGGAGGAGAUAUCCCUCAAUUCGGACGACUGUGUCUACGCCUAUCGCGGCGACGGCGCCGAUUUCGACCUCUCGAUGGAUGCCGCCGCCAUGGGACGCGGCGGACGGCAUCAUCUCGACUUUGGCCUGCCCGUGGGCAUGCCCGAUCUGCUUGGGGCCGAUGAUGAGACCGAGUUUCUGGAAAUGGACUUCGAACCGGAUCCGUCCUCCGAGCUGGAGUUUGCCAGCGGUGCCCAGGAUCUCGGCGCCCUGCCGCAGGCCAAUCUGCUGCUCAUGCAGCGCGAUUACAGCCAGAUGAGCGGCAUGGGCAUGGUCACGCCCACGCAGGGCAGGCAGCUGUACAGCUCGCCCAUCGACGAUUUCCCCCAGGAGGAUGCCCUGCAGCAGCAGAAGCAGCGUCUCAACAAGAAGUUUGCCCGGAUUAGCCUCAAUCUGGAUCAGAUCAAGGAUGGCACUGGCAGUGGCGUGGACAUGGAUCUGGAUGAAUUGAUUGGCGGAACCGAGGAGGAGGGCGGUCCGCCACAUGUGGGCGGACAGCUGGCGGACACAGCGCUGGCCCAAUCCCUGCCCAGCACAUUGUACACCGGCUCCAGCUUCAGUCGGAGCACCAGCGUGCCCAGCGAUCAUCCCGAACCGAAGCUGACGGGUGCCAAGCCCAAGCGACUGUCCAACUCCUCGUCGGUGAUGUCCAAGAGCAGCUCGUCCUCGAAGUCGCGACGAUCGCAGCCCUCGGCCAGCUUCGAUGAGCGCUGCUACAGCUGCACGGACUUUCGGGCCACUUCCGCCUCCUCCUGCCAGCAGCUGCCACUGCAGGCUACGGACACGGUGGCGCCCAUGCUGGUGGCUGCUGCUGCCGUGGUGGCCAUGGCCGCCUCAUCCUCGUCCAUGGCCCACUUUGACUUGACGAGCGGCAACGAGGAGAACUGCCUGGACUGCCUCGAGAAGGAGUUUCUGGCCAACACCAUUGGCAAGGCCCUCGAUAUGAGCACCUGCCCCAAGUGUCGGCGACGCGUCGGCAGCAACAGGGGCAGCAGUCUCUCGCUGUACACCCGGGCGGAGCAGACACGAUGUCGCAGCGGAUCGCCGGGCUACUUUGAUGAGGCUGGUGGCCUGUUUGCCGGCUGGCAUAGUGGUGCAGCUGGCGCCGGUCCCAGUUUGGGUCCCGCCUAUAACCAAAGGUUUAUUUCGUGUGAUAAUAAUUUUGGCGGCGUGCAGCUGCUCAAGCAAAGCUUUUCGACUGAGCCGCUGGUGGCGCGUCUGUCCACAGGACAACUGUGCGAUGAGGAGCAUCUGGUGCAGGCGCUGGACAAGCUACACAUUUCCUACGACAAAUCCCUGCUGCACGCAUACUUCGCGCAGCUAUCGAAGCCCGCCGGCAGCAGCGGCGCUGGGAAUCUCAAGCAGCUGCUGCUGCAGGCCUCCAAGCGGCAGUGCAACCAUCGCAAGCUCAAGAAGCUGAUCGAGCUGGCCACCCAGCAGCAGCUUCAUGUGCAAUUUAAAAGGACAAACGAAGGGGACACCAGCAAAGCAGCAGCAGCAGCAGCAGCUUUGGUGCCCGUUAGGGUGGCGGAUAUUUUGGAUGCCUGGGCACGCCAUCGAGAUCUCUCUGUGUUGCGGCAAUUGGAUGCGCGUUUCCAUCGCGCCAAUGUGCUGGGAAAAGUUGGUCAAAUUGUGCGCCAGGCAGCUGCAGCGUCGUUUGCAGCUGCCACCGCUGUCGCCUCUUCAACCUCAAACUCGGCGACGCGGCGUGCCCUGACCGAGUUUCUGAUGAUACCGCAGUAUUAUGAUAGUGGAGAGCUGACAUUAACGCGCAAAUGUUAAGAGGAACAAGGACACGCCCACACGCCCACACGCACACACGCACAUUCAUCCAACAGACAGACACACACACACACACACACAGAGAUAAGAGAACGAACCACAAACUAAAAUGAAAGUGGAAUAAUUGUAAUGCUUAGGCUGCGUUUUAUGUUGUAACGAAUUAUGGAGAGACUGUGUGAGGCAGAGAGUAUAGCUCCCGCCCUGACCUCCCACUCCAUGUUUAGUGUGAAGAAAAAAAGGAUGUCUCACAAUUUAA
Messenger RNA from Drosophila obscura, 2811 nucleotides. RefSeq lists its product as uncharacterized. The record is from RefSeq and is a predicted model, not a curated record. The transcript has 5 exons. Bases 153 to 2555 code for a protein of 800 amino acids. Lineage: Eukaryota; Metazoa; Arthropoda; Insecta; Diptera; Drosophilidae.